Molecule: messenger RNA, 5395 nt
Organism: Mugil cephalus (flathead mullet)
Lineage: Eukaryota; Metazoa; Chordata; Actinopteri; Mugiliformes; Mugilidae
Gene: cntn3b
Product: contactin 3b
Exons: 23
Coding region: 557-3637 (1026 amino acids)
Molecular function (GO): protein binding
Source: RefSeq, a predicted model, not a curated record
AUAGGCUGGUGGCGCAUUACUGUGCAGCGAUGGGUGUUUUCACGCGUCACCAGUGGGCGCUUCUUCCUGCGCACAAAGAGAGCAGAGCCCGGGGAUGCGCACAACGUGAGUCUCCGCUCAGAGGCACCACUGUCCUCUCCAGCUUCUUGGCAGCAUCUUGCGGAGGAGUGUAACGCGAGGAGGUCGGUGGAACACCCCGCCGUAGCCCGCGUCCCGCCCAGCCAGCGAAUCCGUUUCUGUGCUUUGGAAUUUACCGAGGCUGAGUUCACCGUCGGUCCCGUCCUCAAAACACCGAGCGCAGAAGAAGUGCAGAAGAGCGCAAACACUGCUGGAGCACAGAGGACGCUCUUCUCAGGCUCCCGAGAGGACAAGAGUCGCUGCGAGAAAUGCGCGUCAAGCAACACACCUAACGGAUACUGGAAUUACAAUCAAAGCAGUUUAAUGAAGAGGAAAAAACCUGCAUCUUCCAGGACAAAUUAAAAUUCUUGUAUUCAAGGGAGAGCAUUCCAUUCACAAGCAAUUGGAUGAGAGUCUCAUUAGCCCCUGGCAACUAAAGAUGAUGUUACCAUGGAAACAAAUUGUUCUGCUAUCAAUCACCGGAUGCCUUGCAGCCUGCACAGAGGAUGUCAUAUUUCAAGGGCCAACGUGGAGGAUGGAGCCAAGUGACCUCAUUUUACCGAUCAACUCCCCAGACCACCAGGCUACCAUCACAUGCGGGGCAGAGGGGAGCCCUCCGCCGCAGUACAGAUGGUCACUAAACGGAACACUCAUUGAUCUGGGGAAUGACUACCGGCGUCACAUGUCUGGGGGCAGCCUGAUCAUUAGCAACCUGGACAAGGCCCAAGACAGUGGGGUGUACCAGUGCACGGCUUUCAACACGUGGGGGUCCAUCCUGAGCCGCAGAGCCAGCAUCCAAUUUGCAUAUCUUGAUAACUUCAAGAGCCAAGCGGUGAGGAGUGCUGUCAACGUGCGGGAGGGACAAGGAGUGGUUCUGUUAUGUGGACCGCCUCCGCAUUCUGGAGAGCUGACGUUUGCCUGGAUCUUCAACGAGUACCCGCACUUUGUGCAACAAGACAGUCGCAGGUUCAUCUCUCAAGAGACGGGCAGUCUGUACAUCGCCAAAGUCGAGCCUUCGGACGUCGGUAACUACACGUGCGAGGUCAACAACACAGUCACAAAGGAGCGGGUUCUCAGCUCUCCAACACCGCUGGUCCUUAGGAGUGAUGGAGUCAUGGGUGAAUAUGAACCCAAAAUAGAAGUUCAUUUUCCUGAUUCCGUCCCAGCUGCAAAAGAAUCUGUGGUGGAAUUGGAAUGCUUCGCUUUGGGAAACCCGGUCCCAGAAAUAAGCUGGAGGAGAACCAGCGGCGUCCCGUUCCCCAGCAAAGUCAAAAUGAAGAAUUCAAACGCCGUCCUUGAAAUCCCUAAUUUCCAGCAGGAAGACGCCGGGACGUACGAGUGCAUGGCGGAGAAUCGGCGAGGCAAAAAUGCUGCGCGGGGUCGCGUUUCAUUCCACGCUAAACCUCAGUGGCUGCAGACAAUGUCGGACACGGCUCUGUCCAUAGAGGAGAACCUCUUCUGGGAGUGCAAGGCCAACGGGAAGCCUAAGCCAUCCUACAGCUGGCUGAAGAACGGGGAGCAGGUGAUAGCUGAGGGCCGGGUACAAAUCGAAAACGGAGCCCUUUCUAUAGCUGUGCUGAACCUGUCAGAUUCUGGGAUGUAUCAGUGUGUGGCUGAAAACAAACAUGGCAGCAUUUAUUCCAGUGCCCAACUGAUGGUGUUAGCGUCUCCUCCUAGUUUCUCCAAAAGUCCGUUAAGGGCCUUGCUAAAAGCUCGCUCAGGCAGCGAAGUCACUCUUGAAUGCAAGCCUCAGGCCUCGCCCCCAGCAAUUAGCCUGUGGAAGAAAGGGAAUGAGAUCCUGCAGAGAACUGAAAGGAUUACUUUGCUUCCAAAUGGAACUUUAAAGAUCGCCAACGUAACCAAACGGGAUGCAGCUGUCUACACGUGCAUCGCUAAGAAUCAGUUUGGGACAGCAAGUACCACCGGGAGGCUGCUCGUCACCGAGCCCACCAGAAUCACCAUGAGGCCCACUAACAUGGAGAUUAUUGUUGGCGAGAGCAUCGUGCUGCCCUGCCAGAUUGCCUGCGAUCCAGCUCUGGAUGUCUCUUUCUCGUGGGCAUUCAACGGCCAGCUCAUCAACUUCCAGCAGGACAGCGACCAUUUCGAAAGAGUGGGCGGGAGUAUAUCGGGGGAUCUGAUGAUUCGCAACAUCCAGCUGAGCCAUGGUGGGAAGUACGUCUGCGUUAUUGACACCGAUGUGGAGAGCCUGUCCACCUCUGCCAUUUUAGUUGUCAAAGGUCCUCCAGGUCCUCCGGACAAGGUGGCAGUGGAGGAAAUCACAGACAGCACAGCCCAGUUAUCCUGGACUCCGGGAAGGGACAACGGCAGCCCCAUUACCGGCUACAUCGUCCAGGCUCGAACGCCUUUCACAGUGGGCUGGCAGGCCGUAGACACGGUGCCAGAGGUGGUCAACGGAAACAUGCUGACAGCCACGGUGGUGGGUCUGAACGCCUGGGUGGAGUACGAGUUCAGGGUGGUGGCCCGCAACGCCGUGGGCCUCGGAGAGCCUAGCCCAGCUUCAGCUAAAACCAGGACGGAGGAUGCCAUUCCUGAUACAGCUCCCACUGAUGUUGGAGGUGGAGGCGGCACAAAGUCUGAAUUAGUGAUAACAUGGGAGCCUGUGCCCGAGGAACUGCAGAACGGAGAGGGCUUCGGCUACAUCAUCGCCUUCCGGCCCGUGGGCACGGUCACGUGGACCCGAGCGGUUAUCUCCACCCCCGGCGUGGCGCGCUACGUCUUCCACAACGACACCAUCCCUCCCUUCUCGCCAUUUGACGUCAAAGUGGGAGCCUACAACAACCGAGGGGAGGGUCCCUUCAGCUCUAUCGCCACCGUGUACUCUGCAGAAGAAGUCCCCAGUGUGGCUCCUAAGAGGGUUAGAGCUAGAAGUGUGUCUGCAGCACAAAUUGAAGUGAUCUGGGAAACUCUUCCCGCCAUCCCUGAAAGAGUGCUUGGAUAUGAGGUCGUGUACUGGGAGGACGACACCAAGCCUGACACGGUCGGCAAAGUGCGCAUAUCUGGAAACUACACACUGGUUAAUAUCACCGGGCUGAAAGCAAACACAGCUUACUACCUUUCCGUGGCUGCUUUCAAUACGGCUGGACCUGGGCCACAGUCGGUGCCCAUCAACAACACCACAAAGAAACCCCCUCCAGAUCGGGCUCCGCUCAACGUACAGUGGACGAUGAUUGGCUCCACUCUCACGCUGCACUGGGACCCUGUGGUAGCCAUGGAGACGGAGUCAAAGGUCACUGGGUAUUUGGUGCUCUUGAAGAGGCAUCGCUACAAUGACAUCACCACGAUCUUGACCAACAAAACCACAGCUGAGCUCAGCCUCUCAGCCAGCGACAACUAUCUGAUCCAGAUCAAGGCUGUGAGUGAAGGCGGUGAAGGUGUGGGCAGUGAACCCAUUCACAUCCACAAAUUAAGCAUGGGAGCGAGGGGCUCCGGAUCAGGCCGCCUCAGCCCGUUGGGCCACUCUGUGGUCCUCAUCGGUGCACUGCUCCGCUGCGUCUGGUGAUGUGUAAUCACAGCCUCUGGAGUAUCCUCCCUACCCUUCCGUCGCUUCAGUCAGCCUGUCCUGUGUUAACCCUCUGCUGGACUGGCACAAGUCCUGGGCUUCAGUGGCAGGACUGGGGCAGACCUGGAAAGGACUGGACUGCGCCGGAUUUUCAAAGGGACCAUGCCACUUCUUUCAAAGGACCGCCAGACAGAGACGUGAUUAUCCGCGUGCAUGAUAUCUUUCGGUAUUUCUUCCAGCAUCAUAAGUGCCACCAUGCUUUAGGUUUUGUUUUUUCAAAAUUCUGAUGUCUGCGUGACAUCUUCUUGGUAUCUUUGGAGAUACUUAUGCCUUAAAACCCACUUUACGUAUAGAGUCCAUACCAAAGGAGGUGAGGCUUCUUGCUUUACAGUUUCUUUAGCAGUGGAUAAAAUAUGUUUAUCUUCUCACACUCUUAAGCAGAAUUAACCAACAACCAUUGGCUGCAAUUUAUUAUCUCAAACAGUUAAUUGCCAUUAACCCAUAGGCACAUUUACCCUGUUUUUGUGCAGCUUUGGCCAAAAGAAACAUCUAUUGCAGGCUUAAAAGUUUUCUUUUACUCUCUUAAAUGUAUCAAAGAUGCAUAGAUAAUUGAUCGACUGUCUGAAAUCUCGGAGUACUGAAAUAAUAUUAAGUCUGUCUGGGAGCCACGGGCUCCUGAGCUUUAGGCCCUCUCCACAAUACUCUGAUAGAUCUUGGCAUUUUGCUGCCUAUCUCAUGCUACUCUAAAUAAUAAAUGCCUGUAACACACAGUGUUCUCAGUCUAGCGAAAAAGGCCUAAAUUGCGUAGAAUAGAGACGUGUGGUGUUAUGCUAUGUCAAACUGAUCCCAUGUGUACUGUUCCUCCUCUGCAUUUAGACGACCUGUGUUCUAGAUACGUUCAUCAUACCGCUGAACGUGUUCCAUCUGCAAAGCAGAUGACCAGCAGGCACGGUGCACAAUGGACUAUGGGAUAACAGUGCCUUCACUAGCACUCACUCCAACAUUUUUAUCUUUCUUUUCUUACCAAUAGCUUAGGAGAAAGAUCCAUGUCCAGCGGAGGCAUUGUUUGCUUUUCUGAAGAACUAAGUCAGGAAGGACAGGAAGCUCAGAAUGGAGAGGGAUCCCAUUAUUGGAAAUGUUGAUUAAAUUUUCAUUGAGAGACGAAAGCACCUAAGAUGGGGUUUGAAGCUUUAGGAAACCUGCAGUGGAUUGAGAUAUAUGGCGGAAAUCCUGGUCUCAGUAUGUAUGCUGUGUGAUAUAAUAAAUGUAUGACUCCAUCCGCAGCAUAAUUUAUGGACUAUUAAGGCUUCAGAAUAAUUGAUAGGAAAACUGUGGUGGAAAAAGCACUGACUGGAAAUGGAGUAAAAGGCAUGGCUGUCAUUUUACCCACCUCAUCGCCGUCUGUUGGACACAUACCAGACCGAAGAGUAACAAAAGAACAUUGCUCCUCUGCUGAGGGGGCUACUUUUCACACCCUUUUAUCGUGUGGAUGAGUCUGUCGGAAGCUGCCCAAGUAAGAGCCAAGCCUGGAAAUGUUCACGCGGAAGGAUGCAGUCGACCGAACUGCUACGCAUACUGUGCCUUUGCCAAGCAUGGGGCCGUGUACGGUCAUUAGCCAGAGACUGUCAUCGUCUGCAUUUUGCACUCUUUAACCCUCCCACCCCAAAGUCGAAUGAAAGCACAAGUAACUGAUACCAGGUGACUGAUGGUCCUCACUUAACCGUCUGAACAGGUGCGCAGACUGCAGAGGCCUCGUUA